Molecule: messenger RNA, 1521 nt
Organism: Aspergillus mulundensis
Lineage: Eukaryota; Fungi; Ascomycota; Eurotiomycetes; Eurotiales; Aspergillaceae
Exons: 1
Coding region: 1-1521 (506 amino acids)
Biological process (GO): ribosomal large subunit assembly; rRNA processing
Cellular component (GO): nucleus
Molecular function (GO): nucleic acid binding; exonuclease activity
Source: RefSeq, a predicted model, not a curated record
AUGGCCCCCAAGCGCGCACGCCCCGCCGACCCGACCUACCGGGAUACGGGUCCCAAAGACGAGGCCGACGUCGAUGUCGACACCAGGCCCACAAAGCGUGCGAGAGGAAAGGCACCAAAGCAAGCCAACCGAGCCGGCCACAGAAAGGCGAAGACUAAGAUAGACGCGGUGAAGAAGAAAACCGAAGACGAGUGGAAAAAAAAGCACCCACAUUUAACAGCAAACCUGGCCGUCCCAGCCUGGGGCGCGGAGAGCGACGCAGACCCGCAUGUCAACGCUGCAAUCAGGGACGAAGCCAAAAAGCAUAACAAAGUGCAGGGGACGAAGACCUCGGCCCUGAUGGCGGGUGCUGUUCGCGCUGCGAUCGUCAAGGAAGCCAAAAAGGCGACCAAAGCUGCGUGCGAGGCGCGGAAGAACGCAUAUAAUGCCGUGAAAGCGUUGGGGUUGUGUGACUUCGAUCAGCAACGCGCAGGAAUUCGGCAGGCGCUAAAGGGGGCCCAUGUCCAGGCCCUUGAGACCGCGGAGGAGAUAACAAAAGACGAGCUCAAGGAGCUCAAGGAGCACGCGGCGAAGGCAUACAUGAAGGCGCAGAGUAUUGGCCUGCAGCUCGGCCACCCGUUUGCGGCGCGGAACGGCGGCUGGACGCUCCUCCGCGAGGACCAGCAGGACGAGCUUUUGCAUCAGUUGAUGGACCAGUCGCACUCUGAGGCGGACCUUGCCGAGGCCAAGUUCCCCAUGCCCGGACGGUUUGGGUUUGCGCGUGCCCCGGCCGGGGCUAGAGACCCCAACAAGCCGAAGAAGCGGGUUGUUGCGCUGGACUGCGAGUUUGUGAAGAAUGCAAGAGAACAGAGUAUGCUGGCGCAGCUUGUUGUGGUCGAUAUGUUGACGGGGAAGGUGCUGGACGAUGUACUUGUCGACACCCCGGAGCCGAUUGCCGACUAUGCCACGGAGUAUAGCGGACUGACGCCAGCCACGUAUGAUCGCUACCGUAAACUGGACCUGGUUCUCCCCAAUGUGGCCGCCGCACAGGCCGCGCUCUUCGAGCACAUCGAUGACCAAACCAUCAUUGUUGGCUAUGCGGUGCACAACGACUUCGAGCAGCUGAAGCUGUGCCAUACGCGCGUGGUCGACCCCCAGCUGUUGAUUCGACGCGCCGUCGAAAACAAAUAUGGCCGCGAUUUUGGAGCGCGGCUGCAGUAUUUGUGGAAGCUGAAGCAUCUGAUGGUGGACCUGGUAGGCAGAUACGUGCAGCUGAGCAAGAAGGGACAUGAUUGUGUGGAGGAUGCGUUUGCGGCGAGGGAGCUGGUUAUCUGGUGGCUUGCGAAGGAGAAUGCGAAGCCCGUCCGACGGUGGGUGAGGAUGAUGGCCAGGGAUCAGAGCAGGUAUCUUGGACGGACCCCCUGGUUGCAUGACAUGGAGUGGACCGACAGAUUGACGCCUGAUUCCGAGGACUCCGAGGCCAAUCCAGGUGGGAGUGAAUCUUCUGCAUCGGGGGAGGCUGAGGCCAAUCCGGAGGAGUAA